This is a messenger RNA of Dreissena polymorpha, 1808 nucleotides long. RefSeq lists its product as uncharacterized. The record is from RefSeq and is a predicted model, not a curated record. Bases 332 to 1162 code for a protein of 276 amino acids. Lineage: Eukaryota; Metazoa; Mollusca; Bivalvia; Myida; Dreissenidae. The transcript has 8 exons.
UUUUGAGAAAACACGAAAUGCCACCAUUUAAACGUGAUACUCAUAGUUUCUAUAAAUGAUGUAAUUAUUUCAUUUCUUUAUACUUAAACAGUUCAAAUGUCAAGUCCUAAGCUUCGUAUGAUUACAGUAUUUGUCAUCAAUAUAAAGUUAAACUUAUUAUGCUGAUGUCAUCAUGUGCAAUGAUUGGCAUCAUUGCGUUUUCUAACUAAUUUGCAUGGUUAUAUAUUUUAUUUAAGCGUGUGGAAUAUUUUACAGAUUGUAGGGAAUUGUAAUUGCAAACUUUUCAUUUUAAUCUUGAGGCAAAGCAUGAAUUUUCCUUGUGUAUUCAUUCAUGUAUAUUUGUGAUUUAUUUACACAGACAUUCGCCAACUCUGUUUUCAAAGGUGCCAAAUUUUCUUGUGAUCGUUUUCGCCAUGCAUUGUUGAGAGACUUGCGGAAGAUGGAUGUUCAACAGCUGUAUCUUCAUCUAGGCUCAAAUGACAUUCUUACGAAUGAAGCGGUGUUUUACCGAGAUGUAGCUGACUUGUGCGAUUUGGUGCAUCAGGAGGCGCACAAUCGGUGUCCAGAAUGCAGGGUUGUUUGCUCCAACGAAGACGCUUUGCUGAGCCACUUCUGCAGUCGCCACAUCAAGCAACCAGAGACUGGAAAAGAGAGUAAAAUUAAGCUGAUAGGCUCACCAAUGAUUGCAUCUGCUUAUCAUGAACUCAACGAAGUCAGCUCAAGGAAGUGGAAGGCAUGCUUGGAAAAUAGAAGUUUCCAUUAUGAAGGAACAUACAAACAUUUCCCACCCACCAUGUGGAUCAAGAUGUUUGGGCUGAUGAUUCUGGGUCGUAUGUGUGGACAAGGUGGUCUUCAUUACAUCAUGAUGCAGCUGUGUAUUCAACAACAUGUUAACCUGUCCCAGCGGAUGUUGAUGCUCUUAAAUCUCUUAAAUGAUGUUGAGAAAAAUCCAGGACCGGAGUAUUCGUGCAAAUGGAUAUCCUGCAAGGAAGACUUCCACUCCAUAGGACAGCAAGAUGCACAUAUCAUCUCUCAUGUGGUUCAAGAGAAAUGCUGUAGAUGGGGAGACUGUACCAAAGUCCUGAGCUUUAAUAGUCUUGAAAACCAUGAACUUAAACAUCUCUAUGAUAACCAGAACAUAUUUCGGACAUUCGAGGAUUGACUUGCUGUGUUAGAGGAUCAUCAGGUGAUGGAAGAAACCAGGCUUUUUUCGACUCAAUGUUGAUGAAACCUGAUCGACAUGCUCAUCUUGGUUGAGUAAGCCUGGGUUGAGUGUUUCCAAAAAGUAGGUAACCUGGUGAAAUCUUAGGAAAACAUUGUAACCAGAUCCAGGUUUAUUUGACUGACAGACCGAUGGACAGUGGGUCAACCGUAAAUCCCUUCAUGUGAAAACGCUACUAUUCGGACAUGGACUGACGGACAAAUGGGCAACAAUGUCGCAAUUUGUAUACCAAGUUUUAUAAGAAUUGUUUCAUAAAAGUAACCAAUGUGUCUGUUCUAUGUCAAGGUAACUACUAGGAUGAAAUACACAAACAGAUUUUGGUUCACAAUAGGGUAGGCUCCGCGUGCCGUGAACCGGGCAACAGCUUUUGUCAUUUAACAUUUGUGUUAUAAUGGCAUAAGCUGGCAGAUACCCUUUAACUUUAACGAUGUUUUCCGAUAAUUUCUCGGAAAAUACAAUCUAGCAAUUUUUAUUUAAUUUAGAUUACUAAAAAAUAAUAUUAUAUUUAUGCCCCCCUUGGAAGAAGAGGGGUAUAUUGUUUUGCACAUGUCAGUUGGUUGGUCCACCUGAUGGUUUCCUGAUGAUA